GUUCCCCUCCUCCCCCCAGCAGGGUUGCGUUCAUGCAGCAACGCAGGACGGAGCUGCAGCUGUGGCGCUCCUAGCCCACGUGAAUGCAAAGCGCUGCAUAGGGGACUGUUGCACUCUUAGUAGUUGAGAGGUGGGGAGUGUCAGACUAUGUGGCUUUAAAUGCUUUGUCAUUGUCUUGAAACUGGAUCUCUGCCUGCUGCAUGAGUGAUCGGGAGUCAGGGCCGGAGGAUUCUCAUCUGCAACAAUUAGACCAUGUUCUAAAGGUUAAAAACAGAAGUGUUCAGUUUAUUAAUUUAAGAAAUGCAGGAACUUUGAAUGACAAAAGUUCUUUAGAUGAGAUUACUUACGAAAAACUUGCUGAAGAAACACUGGACUCAUUAGCAGACUUCUUCGAGGAUCUAGCAGACAAGCCUUUUACACCUGAAGAUUAUGAUGUCUCCUUUGGGAAUGGAGUUUUAACAGCUAAACUAGGUGGAGACAUGGGAACCUAUGUAAUCAACAGGCAGACACCGAACAAGCAGAUUUGGCUGUCCUCUCCUACUAGUGGGCCCAAACGUUACGACUGGACUGGAAGAAAGUGGGUGUAUUCUCAUGAUGGAGUAUCCCUUCAUGAAUUACUAGCAGUGGAACUCUCAGCGGCACUGAAAACUAAAAUAGACUUAUCUCCCUUAGUAUACUCUGGAAAAGGUGAUACUUGAUCAUUGUCUACCUCAAAGAAAUCAAAAGACUUUGUCCUGUUGCCCCUCUUUGGUAUAUAGUUCCUAAGGUUCACACCUUGUUCUACGUUUGUCUUCAUAUUUUUUGUUUCAACUUUACUAUGUUGUGUAACAAUAAUGUGAACAUAAUGUAUUUUUCUUAGCUCUGCAUGUUUGGGUUUAUGUGUUAGUGUGUGGAUUUGUGUUUGUUAUAUGGAUUUUUUUUGUGUCACUGCCUCCAAAAUUCAUAGCUAGGAGUAUGGUAUUGGACACUGGUUGCCCCAACUACAUUCUGACUGGUUGGUUGGUGAUUCAUCAGUAGUGCACACAUUGGAUCUCAUGACCAAAGAAAACUCUGCUACUUACCUUAGGCCAUAUUGUGGAACCCUUACUCAGGUUCCAUUGAAAUCAAUUAGAUGAACUGGGGGGAGUAAGGUAAUAUUCUAUGUAAGAGCCUAUUGUGCUUAAAAGAAAAUAAGGAAAGGGAAAAUUGUUUUUUUCUUUUCUAUAACAGGUGUAAUAGGGAUUUUCUUCUUAAAAUAUCACAGGAUUUAAUCUGAAAUUCACAUUUCUGCCUUUGCCUCUUCAGACUUAUCCUUUUAAGCUAAGCUUCCAGCUACCAGUUCUGCUAUCAGCAGGGGUCCAAAUGGUACAUGGAGCUGAAAAAAGUGUUUGAUUUAGUUUAAAUGUCUAAUGAUACAUUCAUAGUUGUAGAGAAAGGGAUUUAUAACCUUUUCUCUAUUCCUUUUGCUAUGAGUGUCUUCAUAGCGUAAGCAUACAUUGCAUAAAUAUAUAACUCUUUAUUAUUAUUAUUAUUAUUAUUAUUAUUAUUAAGCAAAGCAAGGAUGUUCUGUUCCAACAGCAAUAAGCCAUGCCAAUUUUUGCAUUGGCAUAGCUCAUGCUGCACUUCUCAUGUAGUUGAAAUGAGGCCAAAGGCAAAGUGACAAUGCAAGGCUCACGCUGAUGCAAACCUUGUUGUGUUAUUGCUACAUUCUUAGGACUGAGAAACUGGAGUCUUCGGACUAGCUGAGAAAUAAAAAGAAAUGAGGACAAAAAUAGGUGAUUCACUCUACGUAUUACACCAAAUAACUUGUAAAAAAUAAUUUAAUAAGUGACAUGCAAAUGUGUGACGCUAUAAAAUUUGCCUUACUGUAACAUUACCAUUAUUUCUUUUCAAAAAUUGUAUAUAAAAAGGGAGCCCAAAUUUGCUGUCACAUUUGAAAGACUGAGCCACAUUUAUGUAAGCUUUUAGCAUUACAUUAAAAGAGGCCUGGUACCGAUUUUGAAAUGCAACAUUUUCUUGGGUUCUGAGUUCCCCAGACAACUUCCUUGUGUUUAGAAUGACAUGGCUGCCUGGUUGACUAAUACUGUUACUGAUGUGUCAUUGAAAGAUAUCUAAUAAAUAUACAGUAUUCUUA
Molecule: messenger RNA, 2113 nt
Organism: Trachemys scripta elegans
Lineage: Eukaryota; Metazoa; Chordata; Testudines; Emydidae
Gene: FXN
Product: frataxin
Exons: 5
Coding region: 201-698 (165 amino acids)
Biological process (GO): intracellular iron ion homeostasis; iron incorporation into metallo-sulfur cluster
Cellular component (GO): mitochondrion
Molecular function (GO): ferric iron binding; ferrous iron binding; 2 iron, 2 sulfur cluster binding
Source: RefSeq, a predicted model, not a curated record